UCUUUUCAUGCCAUGCAGGAGGGCUACAUCUCGUCCACAUCACGGUUACAGCGUCUGCUGGCCGAGUCUCAGGAAAUGGUGGCAAGUUUGGAGAGUUCUACCAAGAAAUCUGUGAGCCCAGCGAAACCUCAGAGCCCAAUGAACCAUGAUGUCAUUUGUCACCUCCAAAGUAAUCAUGGCAACGGCAGCCACUCCCAAUCCUCCACCCUUAGCCAGGAGAGCAGACAAACACACGGGGAAAGAGACUCCCAGAUCGAAAGCAGUCCACGUUUGCAUCAAGGAAACAAGUAAUGUGGUCCAUAAAGCCACGAGAAGCAGCGAAUCCCCGCUUACUUCCAUCUUCUCCACAGCUUCUGAAAAUAAAUCAGUUCUUUGCAACCAAAGAGGAGUUUUGUGAAGCUAACAAGUAGUUUUUACAGAUUUACAUUUUUAUCAAAGUCUAUUUUUAUGAUAUGUGUAUUAAAAUAAGCAUUAAUGAUUAAUGCUACAGAAGCACUACCUCUGAACAAUGUAAAGACUGUCGUUAUUUAUAAACUACUUUCUUCAAGUGUUAAACCUGUCGUACAAGAUGACACAGUGGUGCUGGUUGUUUUUUGUGUCAUUCCAGUUUCACUGUCAUCAAACAGGUUUGGUUUCAGAGAUAAUGAACUGUGAUGUGGCUCUUGUCCCGAUCAUUGUUUCACACCUGAAAUGCAGUCUUGUUCUCACAGUAAGGACAAGGAGCCACCGAAAUUUGCCUAAUCUCAGGACAUUUGAAAGAACAAUAAAGGUCUUUACAUGCUGUCAUUAACUUUAUUCUUUUAAGAGUGACAUUUUAGUGUUUAUUUAUAAUAAACAAAUAAACACUAAAAUAAGUGUUUAUUCACGGUUUAAGUAGUUGGAAUAUUUGACUUUUUUUUUUGGACUGAAAUACAAGUUCAGAUUGAGGAAACGCUGUAGAUAGAGCGCGCGUGAGGAAACUCAACUGUGUGUGACUCGUUGACGUGACAGGUAGUGUGUGUGUGUGUGUGUGUGUGUGUGUGUGUGUGUGUCGGGACUCACUCGAUCAUUUGUACAUCUGGAUUCAUCUGAGGAAGGAGUUGAACAUGGCCUCGAAGAAAACCGAAUCGAAGAAAAACGAGAAAACGGAUAAAUCUGAAAAAGCUUUAGCUGCAGAAAAGGAGCAAUUCGUCAAACUUCAGCUUCAAAGCAUCACCAAAUCCAUCACCAAUGUGGAGGCCCCUAUCAAAGAGAAAUAUGGACGCAAUAUCAUUUUAGGCACACAUAAGGAAGGCGGUGCUGUCACGUUCUGGUCUCACGCCGUGAGUCUGCCGCUGUCCAGUAACGCAAUCCUCAGCUGGAAGUUCUGCCACGUGGUGCACAAACUGCUUCGAGACGGCCAUCCUAACACUUUACGAGACAGCAGAGGUCACACCGCAAGCAUUAGACAGAUGGGAACAUUAUGGGGGAAUCUACAUGAUAGAUAUGGACAUAUUGUUGCUCUGUAUGCCAAGCUGCUGUGUAUUAAAAUCGAUUUCCAUUUAAAGCAUCUGGAGAUCCCACCAAACCUUGACGCUCCUGAGCAGGUUCUUGAUAAAGCCAUCGCCAUUGAUAUCAACAAAGUGUUUGACAUGACAGGCGAGGUUCUGGAGUACAUGGAAGCAGCUCUAAAGCUGCAAGAAACAGUUUUCCGGCAGAUGGAGUCGAGCUCCACCAGCUCUACCACUCCUGUGGGUCAGUGCCGUCUGGCACCGCUGGUUCUCGUCAUCCAGGACUGCGGUCCGCUCUACCAUUUCCUGGUCAAGCUCUUGUUCAAGCUACACAGCAGAAUACCGGUGGACGCUCUGUUAGGACACAGGGAACGUUUCCGCGAGCAGUUCAACAGUUUGACGCAGUUUUUCGAGAGAGCGAGAGGGAUGGAGUUUUUCAAAUCUAUCAUUCAGAUUCCUGAUCUUCCCGAUGAACCUCCAAAUUUCCUGCGUGCGGCUUCACUCGCUGAUCACGUGAAGCCUGUGGUCGUUCAGAAUGAGACAUUCCCUGACUUCGAUGAUACGGACACGCAGCUGGAUUUCGGUGAAGGAAACUAUCAGAUGUAUUAUGGAUACAACCAGUUUGACCCUCCAAUUGACAUACAAGAGCAAAGAGAGACCGAGGCUGAUACUCUGAGGAAAGAACUAGAGGUGGUGAAACCAGAGCUGGAGCUCAUAAAAGUGGAGGCCCAGCGCGCUGUGGUCCAGCUCAAAUCUCAGGUCAAUAAACUGGAAUCCGAGCUUGAGGACCAGCGGACGCACAAGCAGAUGGCGCUGGUGGAGAACGAGCGUCUGCGUAUGGAGGUGGAGAACCUCAGAACCCAGACCGCAGUCGCUGCCAGCAUACAGGCCACGGUGGAGGACGCGGGCAGCAGAGCUCAGACUGCUCAGGUACAUUUCAGUCGACUCAAAGAGAAACACGCCGAGCUGGUCAGCAGACAUGCUGAUCUCAUGCGGAAGAAUGCAGAGAUGGUGAAGCAGCUCAGCAGCACUCAGCAGGCGCAGGAGGAGCUGCUCACAUACAAACAGCAGACGGCCGUAGAGCUGGAGCAUCUGAGACAGGACAACAGCUCAAAGCUGGAGGCACAGAGAGCAGAAAUUGAACGUUUGAAGCAAGAGCUAGCAAACGAGAGGGCUGAAAUGUUCCGAGUCCAUAAUAGUUUGCAGAGCAAGGAGAAGGCCGGAGACGAGUUGAGCAGUGUGUUGGUGGGUCUUCAGGCAGAAAAAGAAACACUACUUCGUACAGUGAGAGAUCAGGAAGCUGAGAUUGCUAGUCUGCGUCAGGCCGCCCAACUCCACCAGACCAUGCUACAGCAGGAGAGAGACCGACAUCAGAGAGAGAUGACAGCGCUGCAGAACCAGCUGCAGGAAAAAUUGUGUCGGGAGCAGGAGCUGCAGCUGGAGAUGGAGAAGAUGAGACGUGAGCUGGAGGAGAAGCGAGUGGAGCUGCUGCGUGCUCAAAGUGCUCUGAACAGUAAAGAAUCUACAGGAGACCAGCUGAGCAGUGUGUUAGUGGGUCUGCAGGCACAGAAGGAGGUUCUUCUACGUUCAGUGAAAGAACAGGAGGCUGAGAUCACUAACCUGCGUCAGGCCGCCCAGCUCCACCAGGCCACGCUGCUGCAGGAGAGAGACAGGAGUCAGAGAGAGAUGACAGCGCUGCAGAGCCAAAUGCAGGCCAAGUUUAGUCUGGAUUCAGGACUGUUCCAGCAGAAGCUGCAGGAUGAGCAGUUCAGUCUGUUGCAGUGCGCUGUGGUGGAGGCCGAGGGCAUCGUGCUGGACGCUGUGGCCAAAGUGGACGACCCACUACACGUGCGCUGCAUCAGCACCCCAGAGUAUUUGAUCAAUCGUGCUGAGUUGACGUUGGCGUCCCUUGAUAAGAUGCAGCAGAGUCAUGCAGUCUAUUUGAGGAACAUGGAUGACGCCAGUGGUUUGUUGAGGUCGGUGACCCAGUUCUCUCAUCUCAUUGCUGACACUAUUGUGAAUGGAGCAGGAACUGCACACUCAGCGCCUACGGACCAAGCAGACCGUUUGACUGAUAACUGCCGGGAUUGUGCCACUCACUGCCUCCAGUAUCUGAAAGAGCUGAAGCUGAAGGCUACGCUCCCGGGAGCUGACCCUACUGCUGUCCGCUAUGUGGUCCAGCGUAUCCUCAACCAAGGACAGGAACUGCGGCCCAGGGGAGCAGAUGUGCGGAAGGAAGAGCUGGCAGAGAUGGUGGAUAAGGAAAUGGCUGCGACUUCCACUGCCAUUGAAGAUGCUGUGUUGAGAAUGGAUGAAAUAUUGAGCCAGGCAAGAAGAGAGUCAUCUGGAGUGAAGCUGGAAGUUAACCAAAACAUCAUUGGCUCGUGUUCAGAUCUAAUGAAGGCUAUACACAUGCUGGUGACGGCUGCUACUGACCUGCAGAGAGACAUUGUGGACAGUGGCCGGGGUGCUGGUUCUGUCAAAGACUUCUAUGCUAAAAAUUCACGUUGGACGGAGGGACUCAUUUCAGCGUCAAAGGCUGUAGGAUGGGGAGCAACGCAGAUGCUUGAAUCAGCUGAUAAAGUCGUGACUGACAAAGGCAAAUAUGAAGAGCUGAUUGUCUGCUCUCAUGAGAUCGCCGCCAGUACGGCACAACUUGUCGCUGCUUCAAAGGUAAAGGCAGAUCGCGGCAACAAGAGGCUCCAAACAUUACAGCAAGCAUCCCGUCACGUGAAUGACAUGGCCGCUGUCGUGGUGUCGUCUACUAAAUCAGGACAAAUGCAGAUUGAGAACAAGGACUCCAUGGAUUUUUCUGGCUUGUCUCUUAUAAAACUCAAAACAGAGGAAAUGGAUUCUCAGGUGAAAGUAUUAGAGUUGGAGAAGCAGUUGGUGAACGAGCGUAUACGAUUGGGAGAACUCAGGAAAAAGCACUAUGAGAUGGGAGGGAUCCCGAUGGACUCGCCUCCAGGGAAUACAGUCAAUAGUUUUGACAGUUCACUUCCUACUGUUUUUCCUGACCCGCCCAAUUUGGAUCUGCCCAAUCUGGACACGUUCACACUGGACCCACCCAGAUUCGAACCACUUCGACUGGACCCGCCCAGACCGGAGCCCCCCGCGCCCGAACCUGCCAAAACCAGCUCUAAACGAUCCUCAAUCUUCCAGAAAUCAGGCAGUCGCCUCAAGAAUGCAUUUAGGUGAAAGGAGUCUGAGCCCUGGAUGUAUGAAGAAGAAACCAUCAUAAUGUAUAUUAUUUUCUUUGUUUUAUCACGAGUCUCUACUGUAUAUCUUCCUUCAUGCAAUACAGUAUGGUGUGAAUUAAAUAUUUAAAAUUAUGCUUUUAAUUUAUACUAUCAUUUAUUGAAUUGCUACAGUGAAAUAUUUUAUCAUGCAAUUAUUUGUAAUUUUAAUAAGUACCAGGUUGAAGACUUUACCUUUACCUUUUUUAAUCAGCACCAUCAAUUGAUGGCUGGUAGUUAAUUUGGGAUCUUUUAACAACUUUUAUGAUUUUAAAGUAAAUGAACUUGAAGUUUUAAAUGUAAACUGAAGUAAAUAAAAAAAAAACAUGUUGGGUAAGUUAUGCAUGUGCUGGUUGUUCUUAAUACCUGUAUUUACAGAUUACAACAAAUUAAAAACAUGUUGGAAAACCAUUUAAAAACCAUCCAUGAAAUCAUAAUUUAAUAUGUUUAUUAAAUUGUUAAUAUUAAUUAACCUGCAUACU
Messenger RNA from Carassius gibelio (silver crucian carp), 5187 nucleotides. Its product is annotated as huntingtin-interacting protein 1-related protein. Gene Ontology annotation, cellular component: clathrin-coated vesicle; actin cortical patch. Lineage: Eukaryota; Metazoa; Chordata; Actinopteri; Cypriniformes; Cyprinidae. Gene Ontology annotation, biological process: clathrin coat assembly; endocytosis; actin filament organization. Gene Ontology annotation, molecular function: phosphatidylinositol-3,4-bisphosphate binding; actin filament binding; clathrin light chain binding. The transcript is spliced from 35 exons. The coding region runs from base 1086 to 4667 and encodes 1193 amino acids. The record is from RefSeq and is a predicted model, not a curated record.